AUGGCCAGCAAGGCGCAAGCUCGCGCUUUCCAACGGGCCUGCCGGCUCCGUCUUCGCAGGGCGAAUAGUGGUGUUACAAGCUCCACGGCUGGCUUCCUCGAGUUCUCACCCCGUCCCGGCAGUCUCGUGCCUGAACGGGUCGCAUGCGUGAACCUUCUGGAGGUCGUUCGAUCCGCGUCGUGCCUUUCUGAACAUCGUCGCAGCCUGCCGUCGACGCACCGGGCGCAAUCGCGUCACGCGAGCACGAGCUCCAGCUCCGGUCGACGGGCCGUCACCGUCACCACGGACGAUGGCCGGUAUACCUGGAACGAGCUGAGCGCGGGCGAAAAGGCCGCGCGGGGGACCCAGCAGACGUUCAAUUUCGUGCUCGUCUCGCUGGGUCUUGUUGGAACAAUCACGAUCAUCUACCUCCUCUACACCGACCUCUUCUCCCCGACCUCCUACACAAUCCAAUUCAACGCCGCCGUCUCCCGCAUCCGCGCCUCCCCCGAAUGCCGCGCCCUUUUGGGUCCCGCAUCCCAAAUAAAAGCCUACGGCGAACCCACCUCCAACAAAUGGGCCCGCGCCCGGCCCCUAGCGCACUCCACGGAGGUCGACCGUUUCGGCACCACGCACUUUCGAAUGCACUUCAACGUCGAGGGCACGGAGAGUGGGGUCAUGGGGGUUGUGACCGUGCACAUGACGAAACCGAAGGACGGGGAUAGGUUGGAGUAUGAGUUGUUGAGUCUAAGUGUGAAGGGGCAUGAGACUGUGUAUUUGGAGAAUAGGGACAAGGAGAGGGGAGUCAAGGCGAAAGCCGCGAAGAUGUUUGGUGUGCAGUGGCGGUGA
Molecule: messenger RNA, 828 nt
Organism: Fonsecaea multimorphosa CBS 102226
Lineage: Eukaryota; Fungi; Ascomycota; Eurotiomycetes; Chaetothyriales; Herpotrichiellaceae
Exons: 2
Coding region: 1-828 (275 amino acids)
Biological process (GO): protein import into mitochondrial matrix
Cellular component (GO): TIM23 mitochondrial import inner membrane translocase complex
Source: RefSeq, a predicted model, not a curated record